AUGGCGUCGGAUUCCUACGAGGCUGUCUUGACCUCCCAGCUUGAUGCCUUGCGGUCUCUCCUGCUUCAAAGACACCAGGCAGAGAUAGCCAAGCUUCAAGGCCACAACGGGAGCCCCACGAAAGAGAGCAAAGACGAUCUGGCCGUGGGUAAGUCGAAGUCCAACAUGAGCACGAGUCAUCAAGGCGGCAAUCCAGCUGCAGGUGGACCGGAGUGGGGCGCCGAGUACAAGUGGGUGGAGCUGACGGCCAAGCUACUGGAAGCUUCCGGCAGUGAACCGAUCCGAAGCAGGGAGAUUGAGCCCAUGGAGAAGCUGGACCUCCACAUGCGGCCAGUCUGGACGUUGUCCUUUCAGGAGUCGCUAAAGAGACGUGGCCUGCGGAGAGUGGCGGCUGCGAACUCCGCUAACCAGUCGACUCUUAAGAUGAGUGACGCACUCCACGAGAAUUCCUGUUUGCAGAGAUUCGUCGUCAGCCCGCGGAGCAAGGUUCAGAUGUUCUGGUCAUCCAUGGGGGCUUUUCUCAUCCUCUGGGACUUGAUUACCAUUCCCCUCGGUCUCUUCAACCUGCCCGACUUCAUCGAAGUGAUGGGAGUUAUUUCCAACGUCUCUCUUGGCUUCUGGUUGAUCGAUAUGCCUCUGAAUCUCAUCUUCGGGAUCGAGACCCGGGGUACAUUAGAGAUGCGACCGUCCGUUCUAGCACGGCGCUACGCUCGUUCGUGGCUCGCCAUCGAUGUGGCCUUGGUCUCGCUAGACAUUACGCUCGUCUUGAUUGAGAUCAUGCAGCAGGUCGAGAUGCGUUCACAGGCCGUCUGGAGAUCUGCCCGGUUCCUUCGCAGCCUGAGGCUGCUUCGCUUACUACGACUAUUGCGGGUCGCGAAGCUCCAGCAGGAGCUGAUGAUUGUGGCGAAUCGAUUGUUGUCCACCCACGCCUUCAUGCUUUCCAAGGUGAUCGUGGCUGUGUUGGUGAUGCUCCUCGUAAACCACAUCAUUGCGUGCCUGUGGUACGGCAUCGGUGCGAUGUACCUCGAUGGCCGCAGCUGGCUGCUGGAGGUGCAGAUUCAGGACGCGCCUUUUGCGCAGGUCUAUGCAGCGUCACUUCACUGGGCUUUGACUCAGUUCACUCCUGCGACGAAUAACAUUGCCCCGGACAACGCCCUGGAACGAGCCUUCGCGGUCGUUGUGAUCUUGCUGGCCAUUGGCCUCUUCUCUUCUUGCAUUACCGCCAUCACCUCCACCAUGGCCUCGCUGAGGACGGCUCGAAGCCAAAAGUCGGCUCACCAGGCCAAGCUUUUCCAGUUCUUCAACGAUCGCAAGCUCUCUGUGGGCCUCUACGGCAAAGUCCAAGAGGUCCUUGAGAAGGACGGCCACUUCGAGGUGAGAGUUCAGGAGCGCGACGUCGACUUGCUGCAGAAAAUCCCGCAGAGGCUGAAGAUCCAGCUGCACGAGGAGAUGUUUCGACCAUCACUGCAUGGCUUGGGUAUCUGGCCGACAGUGGACGUACCGGAGAACCACUUUUUCUACAGCCACCUCUGCCACAGUGCCAUGUCGGAGCACAUCGCUACCCCGACCCAGGAUGCGUACAUUCCUGGGACCGACUGCCCACAUGUCUAUAUCAUCGACGCCGGCGCUAUGAGCUACUUCUGCCGUGGCGGAAAUCAGCAGCGCGCGAAUGUCGCCGAAGGCGAGAUUUUGUGCCUGCCGACUUUGUGGGCUGAUUGGCAUCACCGUGGUCGACUAACAGCAAACACCACCACCUGUGUCUACAUCACUCUCAAUAGUGAGCAGUUUGGUUUGUUGGUAAGCAAAGUGGGUGGAGCCAUGUGGCAACACUUGCAGAAGUACAGGAAAGCCCUCCAAAGGAGAGACAAGAUGGACGUCAUGGUGAAGCGCUACAGCAUCCCUGCCCACCAGAUCAGUCGCUUCAUGUCCCUUCAUCUCGAAAUCUCCACCAUGGCCGGUUUUGCCAUUACCUGCAACGUGGACCCGGAAGUAACCGUGCUGAUUCUGAAGAAGGUGGCAGAAAACGAGAUGAAGCGCCUGAUAAAGCAUCUUAUCACUGCAGAUGCGCGAGUUGCAAAUGAGAGUCAGAAUAUGUUGGAUGCAGGUAUAAGGGAUGGCGAUAUGCUGCAAGCAGUGCUGAUGUCCGACGAUGACAAAGUUCAAGCUAUUGUGCAAGAGAGUGGGUCACAUACCUGUGAUUGUCGGAAAGUAACCCGUGCAGGAGACUACGCUCUAGUCAAGGCAAUGUUUUGGUCAAGAGAGCAAGAAGCGGCCCCGUAUGUUGAGGAGUACAGUCUUUACCAUCUUCCCUCCUGGAGGCGUGGCGACACGCCUCUUCUUGAAGCAACUUAUGUGGAUGACCCGGAGUCUGAUAACGCCAGGGAGGGGCACGAGCUCCGUCUUGUGGGAAACGGAGAAGUUGAGAUGAGGGAAAUAUCGGAAUUUGGUUUUUGGAACACGCUCUUCCGCAAGAAGCUCGACAGCCUUCUAGAAGGACGCGUGUUGGCAGAUGCGGAAUAA
Symbiodinium sp. CCMP2592 is the source of this 2520-nucleotide messenger RNA. NCBI's taxonomy places the organism in Eukaryota, Dinophyceae, Suessiales, Symbiodiniaceae. The record is from the annotation of a GenBank genome assembly.